Messenger RNA from Lingula anatina, 2774 nucleotides. Its product is annotated as galactoside alpha-(1,2)-fucosyltransferase 2-like. Gene Ontology annotation, molecular function: galactoside 2-alpha-L-fucosyltransferase activity. Lineage: Eukaryota; Metazoa; Brachiopoda; Lingulata; Lingulida; Lingulidae. Gene Ontology annotation, biological process: carbohydrate metabolic process. The record is from RefSeq and is a predicted model, not a curated record. Gene Ontology annotation, cellular component: membrane.
ACUUAUGGACACAAGUUUAUUUAUAAACGGUGUACAUGUAGCUACUAGCAGUAUUAAGUGCCAAGAGAAGUCCAUUUGCAGCUAAUGUCGAAUUUAUGCGUCUCUCGUUAUCCGCGAGUGUCACAGACGAGUAAAUGUUAAUGAAAGUGUGACCUCAGACAAGGUUACGGCUUGUCGCCUCCCUCAUUUUUAAUGAACAGACUUUUGUUAAACGCAUUUAGCGAAUUUUUUUUGCUGACAACGUGACUUAACUCCACAUAACGAUAGUAUCAUUCGUUAACUUUGUGCGAAUGAAACUCCAAAUGAUAGAGAAACGAAGAACGUGUAGAUUACCUCACAGCGGUACGUACUAUAUCGCAGUAAUGAUUUUAGCAGGUAGGUGUAGUAUGAGGGAUACAUGUAUGUGAACGGGAAGAGGGCUGUCUUUUAUGUAAGCGAGACUUGCAGUAAAUUUGCCGAGAAAGACGCAACAUACCGCUUACUUUCUGCUCUCUAUAAAAAAAUGUGUUCAUUCCGCACUUCUAAAUAACCCUGAUUCCAUCUCGAUAUCUCAAAGAAAAAUACUUCUUCUACGCCUCCUUUCAAAAAGUUAUACAACGUAUAUGUAUGUCCAGAUGGUAAAAAAAACUCCAGUACAAAGGGUUGUUUGUCAUUUUCGCUCUCUGCAUUUUGGGUUUUUAUUAAAUUAUUUAAUAUAUCUCUGUGGUAAACACCCCCCUCUCUCUCUCGCUUGUAAACACGAUUUCAAAAGGAUCCUUUAAACCCCUAAAUUUGCACAAUAAUUACAGGUUUAAAGGAUGAACAUUUAACAGGAUGGACUUGUUUCCACUACUGGUAAUAAUGUUGGUUUAUUUGAUAUUACGCCUCUCUGAAACCCCCUCUCCAUAUUUUUGGUUUAUUUGUUAUAGGUUUUAUUUUCAAUACGUCAAAUAAGCAAAAGUUGACAUGUCUUAAAUUAUUGUUUACAACAUUCGGUAUGACAAUCAAAUGUAAUAUGUGUCUUACCCAUUUUCAGUGUUCUUUGUUUUUUAUACAGAGCAGGGACAGGAUAAUUAAGGAAAAAGAGGGGGGAAAGGCAACGAGAUGUCAGCUAAAAGAGGUGAUCACCGUCAGCAUUCCAUUCGUUGUUUGCCUAUAUUCAAGGUUUUUAAUUAUGUCUUCGCAUUUGCCUGUGGAUUUACUGUUUCAUCGUGGCUUCUCCUGGUUUAUCCAACCCAUGUGCUUUACAGAGAGGAAUGCCAAACGCCAACUCAGAUGGUGACACUUACAGAUACACAAAUAACUCUUAAACCAGAAAGGCAUUUUAGUGCAAGUGACACGCCUUCCUCAUUGACGCCAACCCGGACAAGCACUGCAGCAUCGAUCCAGCGCCCUAGUGAAGCGUUUAUCCUAGCUCGAGGUAUGGGGGGACGUUUGGGUAACCAGAUGUUUGAAUAUGCCACCGCGUACGCUUUAGCUUUAUCAAACAACAUGACUGUCAGGUUGCACGCCGACUUUUUUCGAGACGUCAUAAAAAUCUUCAACUUAAAAGACAAAGCCUUAGACGUAUCUAACUUUGAUGAUUACCCAUUUGAAGAAUACAAAGUGCUUCAGUGUGAGGCAGAGACAACUUCUUAUAACCCAAACUUUAAAAACAUCAGUCGCACGAAAACCAUGGUCCUUGGGUACUGUCAGUCGUGGAUGUAUUUUAUCCACGUAAAAGAGCAAAUCCGUAGAAGGUUUUCGUUCAGUAAAUCUGUAAUGAAAACGGCUACUAAUUUCAUCAAGCAUGCUAUAAAGGUGCACAAGAUGGAGUCUCCCGUCGUCAUCGGGAUCCACGUUCGAAGGGGAGACCACGUCAGUGACUGGGGGAUGGAGUACGGCUACGUGGUACCAAAUAGAACGUACUUCCAAAGAGCAAUGUGGUACUUUGAUAAACGGUACAUAAACACUCUCUACCUUAUCAUAUCUGAGGACACAAACCAGACACCGACCUGGGCAGAAGUUAACAUUGUCCACCCAAGACUACUCCACGGCAGUAAACAGGCUGCUGAGGUGGACCUGGCCAUUCUGUCCCUGUGUAACCACACCAUCCUCAGUGCUGGGAGCUUUGGGUGGUGGGGAGCGUUCCUUAAUGGGGGAGAGGCCGUAUACUUUAAUCAGUGGCCCAGACCAGGGUCACAAGUAUCUGCAGAAGUCAGAGGCAAUGAGUAUUUUUGUCCGUGGUGGAUUGGAAUGCCUAAUUAACCAAACUGUUUGUGAGAUUUGGAUUAAGAAAUACUAGUGCUUAGUUCAACGGCUUUUCUCUAGAUCUCAAUGUCAUGGACGCUAAUAACGUGUCGUCCAUACAUUUUCUGUUGACUUGCAGGGAUAAUUCUUUCGCAAAGGGGAGAUCAAGAUAAAGAACUUUUUGGGGGAAUAGACUCCGCAACAUCACCACUAACAGUUUCACUAUAGAAUGAAAUGUGAUAAUUGUGACAAACUGGCUUCUCUACCACAUUGGUCUCUCGCUGACCGUCUUCAUGCACUGCCAAGGCAGUGCAUAUCUCGCCAAACACGCCUCUUCCUUCCCAUUCUCUCUCUCUCUCUUGUUCUAUUUAACAUAUUUAUAUAUUAAUUAUCGUUUGUGAGCGAUUUUAACAUCUCAGUUAAACAAACUCUGCAUAUUUCAAAAAGAACCCCGGCUCUGAGAGUUGAACAAACAGUUAAGUUGAUAAAGAUACGAACUUAACUACUUAACACAUCAAAAUAUAGUUAUGAUGUUAUCAUUUUAAUUAUUUGUCUCGUUCUUCAAC